This is a messenger RNA of Bactrocera dorsalis (oriental fruit fly), 4287 nucleotides long. RefSeq names its product chromatin assembly factor 1 subunit A-B (gene Caf1-180). Bases 142 to 4197 code for a protein of 1351 amino acids. Gene Ontology annotation, biological process: nucleosome assembly. NCBI's taxonomy places the organism in Eukaryota, Metazoa, Arthropoda, Insecta, Diptera, Tephritidae. The transcript is spliced from 4 exons. Gene Ontology annotation, cellular component: nucleus; CAF-1 complex. The record is from RefSeq and is a predicted model, not a curated record.
CAACCAACUUCAUCAUAAAUAUUGGCGCGCUUUCUGUUUUCAUUCGCGCACGAUUUGUCAUUUUAAAGCCGUGUUUGUGAAAAUUUUAUAAUUAAUUUCAGUGUUUUCAUAAAUUUUAGUAUUUUAACCAAAUAUUAAGGUAUGCAAAGUUCGGCAGUCAAAACGCCCGCUACAAGCAAACGUGAGGGCGGUGCUGCGAGAAAAUCAAGCGGUAAGAAGCUUGUACAGGCGCGGCUGCCAUUCAAAAUAAUUCCAACUGGAACUCCCACUGCCGCUGCAAGUUCAACUUUAGCCAAGGAUACAGACGAGACAGCAAAAGAUGCCAGAAAACGCAAGUUAUCAUUUGAAGCCGACAAAAGUGAAAAGGCAGAGUGUGCGGCAACUGAUGAAUUGCGUGGACGAUCUGCUAGCAAAGAGAACUUGACUGUAAGAACAAAAAAGUUGAAAACUGAUGAACAGGAUGAUGUUAUACUACUGGAUGACGAUGAUAUUUUGGAAGACGAGGAUGGUAAGGUUAAGGAUGCGGAAAGAACAGAGGAUGAAAACGAUGCAAGUAGUAAUGAGAAGGUAGAGAAGCAAGUCAAGAAAACUCCUGUCGCAACAAAAACUCCAAAAGCAAUCAAGCAAGCUAAAAACAAAGUAAGCAACACUGUUAGUUCACCACGCACGCCAAAACCGAGUGCCGCCACAGAGAAAGAUGCUAACACGCCAAAAAGUGCAAAAGCUAAAAACUCGAACACUCCCGGAAGUGCGAAAAAUAAAUCGGCCAACAGUAAAGCAGGUGGUAGUGCAACAAAAGUUCAAAUAAAAUUGCCACUUGGAAGUGCCAAGACAAACAAACGAAGAAUAUCUAUGAUCACAGCAGACUCCAAAGAUGCGAAAGUGGUUAUAUCUAGUGAUGAACAUGAAGAUAUUCCCGUGAAACGGCAAAGAGUUGGGGGUUCACCAAAUGAACAGAAAAAGGUAGAGGAUUCUGAUAAGGUAUCCAGUACGAUCAUCGAUGAUAGCAGUAUCACAGAAUCGGAAGGAAAUUCAAAUGUGCUGAUCAUGGAACUCGGCGGAAAUGUUACCGACCUGCCAGAUUCAGAGUUGGACAGUAGAAGUAGCUCUGAGACUCUUAAAUCAAUAAAUACUACGUCGGAACAUUCUUCAAAAAUUCAAACAUCUACUAAAAGUAAUAAAAAUGAUUCCUCAAAAUUAAAACCGGUAUCUGCAAGUUCCAAGGAAACUGCUCAAAAACAGUAUAAUCCAGUUUCUCCAACAAAGGCUGAUGAUGUUAAACUUAUUUCGAGUGAAAGUGAAUCCCUUAUAACUGAAAAUAAACCAAUUGAGAUAAUAGAAUCACAAACAGAUGACAAUGAAACAAAUGUUAAAACAUCUAGUGAAUCACAAAUUACAGAGGGAAACAACUCACCACAAGCAGAAAAGAUAAAAGCAGGUAAUGAUAAAAAUGCUAAAAAAACACCUCAGCAAAAGCGUAAAACACCAACCAGAGCAAAUAAUGCAAAUAAGGAUAAAAAGUCUGUAGACACCCCAACCACAUCGGAAAAAACAUCUCAGCAAAAGACUAAAACACCAACCAGAGCUACUAAUGCAAAUAAGGAUAAAAAGUCUGUAGACACCCCAACCACAUCGGAAAAAACACCUCAGCAAAAGCCUAAAACACCAACCAGAGCAACUAAAACAAAUAAGGAUAAAAAGUUUGUAGACACCCCAACCACCUCGGAAAAAGGAAAAGUUAGCACAAAUAAGAAAUCUCCAAUUAAAGAAGAUAAGGUUGAAGAUAAUGAACAAGUUGCAGAAGUUUCAGUGAUUGUAGAUAGUACUUCGGAUUCCGAAAGUGCAACUUCCAAUAAUGAUGAAAGUAAGUCUUUCGUUGAGGAAAGCACACCUAGAGUUGUGGCUACCCCAAAAAUAGCCAGAGACGAAGCACUUGCAUCGAAGAAAAAUCUUACACCGAAGCAGAUACAGUUAAUGGAACAAAGGCGUAAAGCACGUGAAGAGAAGGAGCGUCGUUUGCAGGAGGAAAAAUUGCAAAAGCAGCGGGAGAAGGAGGCCAAGGAAUUGUCAAAGAAGCGCGAACGGGAAGAGCGUGAAGAGCAACGCCGUAAAGAGCGUGAGGAGAAGGACGAACAGAAACGCAAAGAACGUGAGGAGCGUGAAGAGCUGAAGCGUAAAGAACGCGAGGAAAAAGAACGGAAGCGGCUGGCCGAACAGGAAGUGAAGAAUGAAGAAAAGCGCAAACGAAAUGAAGCAAAAGAAGAGGAAUUACGUAAAAAAGAAGAAGAGCGAAAGCGUAAAGAAGGCGCAGAUUUAAAAGCUAAGAAAGAAGCAGAAGCUUUCCAAAAGUUCUUCAAAGCCAAACGUUCAGCAAAUGCAGAUAGCGAAGCUGGACAACAACAAGCACAACAGAAUGACAGCAAAGAUCCUGAAAUUCUAGCCUUCCGCCCAUUUGAGAUCAAGGGUGACAUGAAAUUGGCGCCAAUCCGGCGGAAACUGCUUAGCGCUCCCUCUAGAAAACAGCUCGAUACUUUCAUGGCAGAUGUGCCAGCAGAAUCUACUCAUUUGUAUCUGGAUGAACUUAAGAGCGGCAAAAUAGUACCAGGCAUAUGGCGGCGCAUAUCAGUAGAUACGAAAGUAUCCGAAGAAGACGUUCAAAUCAUAGAUGACGAGCUGGAUCGCGCAGGUCAAGCAAUUGUGGAAGAGACGCACGCACCCAUUGAACAUUUCAAAGCUAAAUUUUAUAAAUUCCAUGAAAAUCGUAGACCUCCAUACUACGGCACAUGGAGAAAACGAACAAAUGUGAUAAAGCCAAGGCGACCUUUUGUGCAAGAUGCGAAAUUUUUCGACUACGAAGUCGAUUCUGAUCUCGAGUGGGAAGAAGAGGAGCCUGGCGAGUCGCUGGACGGUAGUGAUGACGAGAAAGAGAAAGAGUCGGAGGACGAUGACUACGAGGUCGACAACGAAUGGUUUGUGCCACAUGGUCAUCUCAGUGAAGAAGAGCUGCAAAAUGAGGAUGAUGUGCUCGACGCCAACACACGCGAGGCCCAAAAAGCAAAAUUACAAGUACUGCAGCAGGAGUUUGCACAAGAGAUGAAAAAGAAAACCGAGAAAAUUAAACCACGUCUCAUCGGUUGCAUUUGGGCAGAUGAAAAUGGCAAUCAACCGGCGUUAUGUCCGAAAAUCAUCUGGGAUACUUUAAAUUUGCGUGCAAUGUUAUUCGAAGCUCCACCGCUACUGGAGGACCCCGAAGUUGCGGAAAAGAGUGAACUUGGUUCGCCAACAAGCAAUGAGAAGACAGUUGAGAAAGUGAAGCCGAUUAAAAUAACCGAACGCAUGCUGAAUGACUUGGUACGCUUGGUGCAUGGAAAUCAGCAUUCCAAAAACUUUUUAAUCAAAGAAUUUAUCGCUUACUUGGAAGCCAGCGAGGAAUCUAUUAAGAACGGCGAAGUACGUGGUCCCAUCAAAUCAAUAGUACGAGAGAAAAUCGACGAAUUCGCCGAAUGGACCAUAAUCGAAUCAAAUAAGGUUUUACAGAAGAAUAAAAAGAAAAAUAAAAAGCGCCUCUGCUGGGUGGUAUCUGCUGACGUACUAAAGAAAAUGGGUCUGGAAGAUUUGGGUUUACAUAAUACGUGGAAAUAUACACUGCAACCGAAAUCCAGUAAAGACGAGACGACAAAAGCCGAAGUUGAAGUUUCCACUGAAAACGAGACAAAGGAAACAACUGAAAUUGCUUGUGAUACAGAAAACCCAAGUGAAACCGAGUCAAAGACCGCCGACAAGAAACAAACUAAAAAGGAAAAAGCAAAAGAAAAGAAGCUUAAAACAAAAUCAGAAAUAACAAAAUUCACAAAAGUGCUGCCGCCGAAGGCGAGUGAACCCAAAUCGCCUAAAGCUACAGCGACACCAGCAACAAAAGAGGAUACAAAUGCGUCUUCCACGGGAUGUAAUAAAUCGCCGACAGCCGCAGUGACGUCACCAGCCUCUACUAAGCCGACGGCAAAUGUUAAAAAGCGUGUACCACUGCUAAUGUCCGUCGCGCGUGGACAGAACAUACCGCAGCCCGCAAAGAAUGCGCUUAUCAGCGAGUUUUUAAAGAAGUCCACGGCUGAGAAAGCAGCGCCUGCCAGCGAAACAACAAAUACUGCCGCCACUUCCACUGCCAAAGAAGACAGCGCUGUGGUGGAACUCGACUAAGCCGUUCAUAGUGUAUAAUGUAGUUAUAUAUAUAUAUUUUUUAUAUCAUAGUACUCUCUCAUGUACCGUUUGCUACCAGCUGUCCCUUAC